ACAAUCACCCGACUUUGCAAACACUCUCUCUCUUACGGCGUACGGUCUUACCACUCUCAGGGCGCAAGCCACCAGCCCCUCCCCUUGGUACUGCACCUUAGUAGCCUUUAUAGCGGACGACCCGAUCAAACACACAAGGAAAAUGUCGGAAGCCCUGCUUGACGAAAUAGAAGCCAUCAACUCCAUCUACGGCGACAACACUCUGACUCACUCGGCACAAGACCCGGACCCCACCAUUUUCAUCCUGACGCUGCCCGGCGAAACGGCCUCACUUAGGGUGCAGUUCCCACACGCCUAUCCAGACGUCCCCCCAGCCGUCCUCGGCACCCACAGCUCUGGCUCGGCAGGAAAGCGCGGGUCGGCCGCCCGGGACCUGGCCCUUUUCCGGGACGCCGUGAGCGAGGCGUAUGAGCCGGGGCAGGUCUGCCUGUUCGAUGCCCUCGAGAAAGUCCAGGAGCUUCUGGCCGCCGCCGCUCAGGACAGUAGCGGGGACGAACAACAUCACGAGACCGAUGAGCGGCCGCCCACGGCAGCGCCCGAAGAAGAAGACAACAAGCAUGCAGCAUCCCCAGGUACUACCAAGGACCUGCUACUGGGCGACGCACCGCCCCCGCCCUGGACGCUCUCCCUCCCUUUCGUCGAAUGCAAGUCCACCUUCGUGGCCCGCUGCGCGCCGGUGAGCUCCCCGCAACAAGCCGCCUCGUAUCUGGCCCAUCUGCUGGCGUCGGAUAAGCGGGUGCGCGCCGCGACGCACAACAUCACGGCCUGGCGCAUCCGGGGACCCAACGGGACGAGCUUUCAGGACUGCGACGAUGACGGCGAGACGGCCGCCGGCGGCAGGCUGCUGCAUCUCAUGCAGCUCAUGGACCUGUGGGGCGUCAUGGUGGUGGUGACACGGUGGUAUGGCGGCGUGAAGCUGGGACCGCGGCGGUUUGCGCUGAUUAACCAGACCGCGAGGGACGCGUUCGUGCGGGCCGGGCUGGUCAAGGAGGAGGUAUCCACGGGCGGGGGGAAGAAGAAGGGGGGCAAGUGA
Molecule: messenger RNA, 1033 nt
Organism: Chaetomium strumarium
Lineage: Eukaryota; Fungi; Ascomycota; Sordariomycetes; Sordariales; Chaetomiaceae
Product: ribosomal protein S5 domain 2-type protein
Exons: 1
Coding region: 143-1033 (296 amino acids)
Biological process (GO): regulation of translational initiation; GCN2-mediated signaling
Cellular component (GO): cytoplasm
Molecular function (GO): protein binding
Source: RefSeq, a predicted model, not a curated record